AUGGAAAUAACCAUGAUGGUGGAGGAGGCUCAGAUCGAGGGGCUAAAGUUAGUGGCUGAAUCUUUGGUUGGUGGUGGAGACGUCAAAUUCUUAGUGGAGAGCAAGGGUGAUUUGUUGUUAGUGGAUGUUUAUGAUUGUACACGUAUCGGCUUCCCUGGUCACAAUCCUGUAAGGAUUCAUUUGUUUAAGCUUAAUGAGAAGGAGACGGAGUGGGUGAAGUUAAAGAGUUUAGGAGAUAUUGUUUUGUUCUUAGGGGCUGACUGUUCCUUUUCUGCAUCUGCUUCUGAUUUGUCCGUUGCCAAAGGAUGUAUCUUGGACUUGGAUAAACAUCAGCCUUCACCUUUGUCCGAUUAUCCGGAAUAUUUCAACUUGUUCCCGCAGCCUCCAGAGUGGAUCGUCAAAAGCUGCAUUCGUAACUGA
This is a messenger RNA of Medicago truncatula (barrel medic), 420 nucleotides long. RefSeq names its product F-box protein At2g17036-like. The transcript has 3 exons. The coding region runs from base 1 to 420 and encodes 139 amino acids. NCBI's taxonomy places the organism in Eukaryota, Viridiplantae, Streptophyta, Magnoliopsida, Fabales, Fabaceae. The record is from RefSeq and is a predicted model, not a curated record.